UCAAUUGAAGAAAAUGAAGUUUAUCUGCCUAAUGAUGAGCUCUGGAUCUAUGAAAUGGAUAGUGGGUUAUGGACAAUGCACCUAAUGGAAGGAGAGUUACCUACCUCCAUGUCAGGAAGCUGUGGGGCAAGCAUUAAUGGGAAGCUGUACAUUUUUGGUGGAUUUGAUGAUAAAGGAUACAGUAAUCGGCUGUAUUAUGUUAAUUUGCGAACAAAAAAUGGAACCUAUAGGUGGAAAAAAAUUACAAAUUUUAAAGGUCAACCUCCUACACCACGUGACAAGCUUUCCUGCUGGGUGUAUAAGGACAGGCUAAUAUAUUUUGGUGGCUAUGGCUGUAGGAAGCAUAAUGAACUGAGUGAUUGUUUUGAUGUCCAUGAUGCAUUUUGGGAAGGACAGAUAUUCUGGGGAUGGCAUAAUGAUGUUCAUGUUUUUGAUACAACCACACAAACUUGGUCUCAACCAGCAAUUAGAGGUGGAGAUCCACCUCAGCCUCGAGCAGCUCAUACAUGUGCUGUGCUGGGAAAUAAAGGUUACAUCUUUGGAGGACGAGUGCUGCAAACUAGAAUGAAUGAUUUGCACUGCCUGAAUUUAGACACUUGGACCUGGUCUGGAAGAAUUAAUAUCAGUGGAGAGAAACCAAAAGAUCGAUCCUGGCACACGUUGACUCCGAUAGGAGAUGACAGACUUUUUCUUUUUGGCGGACUUAGCUCUGAUAAUGUUCCUUUAAGUGACGGCUGGAUUCACAACAUUACAACAAAUGGAUGGAAACAACUUACCCAUUUGCCUAAGAGUAGGCCUAGAUUGUGGCAUACAGCCUGCCUUGGAAAAGAAGGAGAAGUGAUGGUGUUUGGUGGAAGCAAAGAUGACUUGCAUUUCAUGGACACAGGUCACUGCAGUGACUUGUUGAUAUUUCAGACACAACCUUAUUCACUCCUCAGGUUGUGUCUUGACUGCAUUGGUAAAAAUGCAUCUCUCUUAAAGAAUCAAAUACCAUGCUUGCCAUCGAAACUUUUGCAGCAGGUGCUGAAAAAAAUAACCUUCUGGGCUGCAGUUAACCACCGGCAAGAGAAGAAAGCUGAAACUGAAAGACAAAGUCAACUAAAUAGCACAUGAACAAUGGCAACAAAACUGUUGAACACUUCGGUUUAUUUACGGCGUACAGCAAAGUCUUUUGUUAGUGAACUUUACUAAUGCUACGGAACAACUGUAUGUUAAGCUGAGUUUCUAAGUGAAGUUUGAGAACAAAGAAAUCCUUUUUAUGGAAGCCUCUUUUGUUUUCUGCAUUAUAGAAAACUGAUAAAACGUUAUUUGUAUAUAUUGUUAACUUAUGCUGUUGUGGUCUUAAUGAGACGCUCCAUACAACUUGUUCAUUUGCAAGGUGAC
This is a messenger RNA of Pelecanus crispus (Dalmatian pelican), 1383 nucleotides long. The record is from RefSeq and is a predicted model, not a curated record. Lineage: Eukaryota; Metazoa; Chordata; Aves; Pelecaniformes; Pelecanidae.